Molecule: messenger RNA, 561 nt
Organism: Trypanosoma cruzi
Lineage: Eukaryota; Euglenozoa; Kinetoplastea; Trypanosomatida; Trypanosomatidae
Exons: 1
Coding region: 1-561 (186 amino acids)
Source: RefSeq, a predicted model, not a curated record
AUGUCAACGUCCGCAUAUCGUGUGGCGAGCCUUUUGCGGCAAGAAAACAACAAGUUAUGCAGCGACAAGGAGAAGAACACGCUCGCAAGACUCACACGGGAUGUGGAGGCGUUUUUGGACCAUGCGGCGGAUGUUCCGCCUGUUGUGAUGGAAACACCAUACGAUGAUGGCGAAACGGAUUUAAUGGAGGUGCAUCUGAGCGUUGUGGCGGGCGUCCUGGAGCCAUGCGAGCCCGCCAGUGACGUCACGGCAGUGGAUGGUGUGUUCAUGCCGACGGCGAAGAACCAUGUGGCGAUGGACCGAAAGCGGGUGCGUGAGGCGCAGGCGAUGUUGAACCUUUUGGGUGCCCUCUCAACGGACUGCAACAUGCCGACUGCUUCUGUUGCCGCGGCCACACGCUGCCGGUUGUCUUUGGGAAGUGGAGAAAAGGCGGAUUUUGAAUCUGACGACGAAUCCAUUGCCGUUUUUGAUGCCGACGAGUUGGAAAACGACACGAGUUCUUCGGACGGUGAAAGUAACGUGCACGGGCGCCCUCCUCCUCGUAUAUUGGAGUUAAAUUGA